Molecule: messenger RNA, 2603 nt
Organism: Dufourea novaeangliae
Lineage: Eukaryota; Metazoa; Arthropoda; Insecta; Hymenoptera; Halictidae
Product: DDB1- and CUL4-associated factor 11
Exons: 10
Coding region: 77-1615 (512 amino acids)
Biological process (GO): proteasome-mediated ubiquitin-dependent protein catabolic process
Cellular component (GO): Cul4-RING E3 ubiquitin ligase complex
Molecular function (GO): protein binding
Source: RefSeq, a predicted model, not a curated record
UGCACUAACGCCAUCAACCCUUGGACGUUUUCCUUGUUUGCUUUUAGACAGUAAAUAAGAUUCGUUAAUUCCCUGCAUGGGAGGCUUUAAUACACGGACUAUGGACAUCGAACAUGAUCGAGGGCUGGCCGCUGUCUUGCAAUAUUUGAUACGCAGCGGACAACUACACAUCAUAUCCUCGGAUCAUGAUGACUCGGACGAAGAAUACAUCGCGAAUUCGCAACCUCCAAGAUAUACAUCUUCCUAUUUACAUCUACAUCCAAAUACGUCCAGACUAAAUAAAAGUGAAAUAAGUCUAGCCACGAAGCAGGCUUGCGGAUAUAUAAAGAAUGCCGAUAAACGCAAUAUGUCUGUCACGUCGAUGAUUCAAAGAAGAGCCAUUGGUCCUGGUUUUAGUACAGGCGAAAGAUGCAGAAUAAGUAGUAGUUUUUUGCCAAAUAAAAUGCAUCAGGUUGCGCAGUACAAUAACAAAGCGUUUUGUGGCUCCUAUUCUAAAGAUGGAAGAUUUUUCUUGACUGCCAGUCAAGAUAAAUUUCUACGCCUAUACCGGACAGACGGCGGUGACUUUGUAGAGUUCAAAACAAUUCCUGCGCGUGACGUAGGUUGGAGUAUUCUAGAUACUGCUUUUAGUCCUGAUGGCAACUAUAUUGUAUAUUCCAGCUGGUCAGAGUGUUUAUAUCUGUGUCCUGUUUAUGGCGAUUCCAGUGCACAAGAAUCAUUAUCCCUCUGUCCAGAGGAUCGAAGGUUUUGCGUGUUUUCACUUGUGUUUUCUAGUGACGGCCGAGAAAUUCUCGGUGGGGCGAACGAUGGUUACAUCUACGUCUACGACCGAGAAUGCCAUCAACGUGCUUUCAGGAUCGAAGGUCACGAUAAUGAUGUAAAUACAGUUGUUUUCGCCGAUAAUACAUCGCAAAUUCUAUACAGUGCUGGAGACGAUGGUCUUUGCAAGGUCUGGGACAGGAGAACGUUGAACGAAACCGGUCCGCGUCCGGUGGGAGUAUUGGCUGGUCACAUGGAUGGUAUAACGUAUAUCGAUCCACGCGGUGACGGUCGAUAUCUCAUCACGAACAGCAAAGAUCAAACUAUCAAACUGUGGGACGUACGUGCUUUUUCGGAUAAUAAUGGUGAAUUGAAUACACGCAUGGCUGUCGCGAAUCAAAACUGGGAUUACCGAUGGCAGCGAGUACCAAAGCGAAUACAUAAAGCGAAACAUAUGUUGGAAGGUGACACAAGCAUUAUGACCUAUCGCGGCCACUCGGUUCUUCAGACUUUGAUACGUUGCCAUUUUUCACCUUCCUCGAUCACCGGUCAAAGAUACAUAUAUACGGGUUGUGCCGCAGGACGAGUGAUAAUAUACGACGUUUUAACGGGUAGGAUAGUCAGUACUUUAAUGGGACAUCAUGGAUGCGUUCGUGAUGUCAGUUGGCAUCCGUUUCAUCAAGAAAUUGUUUCUACUGCUUGGGACGGCGCGAUUGUCAGUUGGCGAUACGCCGGAAAGACCGCGCUCGAUAAUUCCGACUCUGAGGAAGAAAGUGACAACGACUCACCACCCCAAAAGUUAAGACGAAGUCAACGAAUAGCCGCUCAAAGGGCGAAACAUGCGGCAGCGUGUUGAGGCUCGUAGUUGUACGCCGGGUAACUGGAUGUUCUCGGGAUUUUCAGUCUUUUCGUUCCUACGAAGAGGAAGGAGUUAGUGCUCGGGAAUUUUUGUCGGCAGGAUAUUUUUGUAUCGAUGACUGUUACUUCAUCGACGUUCAGAGGAGACUAACUUUCUUCUACAAGACUGAGUUAUUGCUGAAUGUUACCGCGGGGCUACCGCGGAAACAACUGUCGUGAUAUUUUUCGGCCGUCGCGAGGAUGCGUGUUAUCGGAACAAAACUUAAAAAUCGUUGAAAAUGAGACGAGGAUAUAAUCCAGACCAGAAGACACGUUUUCGCCGAACCGAACUUCCUCUUUCCCAACUAUCGAACAUUGUUUUUUUCUCUCUCGGUCUUCGUCCACCCUCCCUCCCAUUCUCAUCCCUCCUCUCUUUCUUUCCUUUUUAUAGGGUUGACACAUUCAUUUCAAUGUAAUAACUACAGCCUAGUUACUAAACUAUCGAGAAGUAAUUUUUCUGCCACAGAGAAAAUGGUUCAUCCAUUCCUCUCUUUUCUCGACAUUUGGACGAAUCGAAAUGAGCUCCUGGUACCAAUAGUAAAUAUAUUAUUUUAAUUGUCAGAACUUUAUAAUCCCGUUUCUGAUUCGAACGAAAACGUUGAUUUCAUAGGACAGAGUAUUGAUUCAGCAUUACAAGACGUUCAUCGAACAGUUACAUGUAAACAUGUAAACAACACACGAUAGUAGGGACGAAAGUAGAGGACAGAUCGGGAGAGAGAGAGAUAUUCAUGGUUUUUACAGUGUAGCUAUGUUUCAAGCAGAUUAGAAAUAAAACUGAUCGUAUGUCAAUUUACACAGUGCGUGGUCUGUAAGGUACAUUUAAGCUUUGCGUACCAAUUCCCAAAAAAAAUUAUAUAUAUAUAUACACACACACACACACAGACACAUAUACAUAGACACCCUGAGAGAAAUACAUACUCUCACUCGUCACACAUGCCACACACAUA